GAACAAACUAGCUGUCAAUAAAAACACACACACACAAUACACACACCUGUAUGUAGAUCCCAUACACUAACCAUAAAAGGCAAGCAUCACCCUGAGUGGUUGGAAAAACACAGCCAGUUUGAGAGGCAAAGUGCAGGGGCUGUAAAGUAGGGAGCGAGCAUUACAGCCACUCCGACACCAUCUGCUCAAUCCUGUAGCACUUCUCUUCUGCCUCUCUCUUUCUAGGUCCCUGGUUCGUCAGCCGCCAUCAUGCCACAAAUCGAAGUAAAGAGCGACGUUAAAAAAGUCCUCAAUAAAACCACACCAGGUCUGCAGAUAUGGAGAGUGGAGAAAAUGGAACUAGCACCUUGCCCACCUAAAACAUAUGGACAGUUUUAUGAAGGAGACAGCUACUUAAUACUACAUACACAAAAGACCAACAACACCUUCACCUAUGACAUUCACUACUGGCUGGGCAAGGCGACCUCCGUGGAUGAGCAGGGGGCCGCAGCCAUUUAUACUACCAUGAUGGAUGAGCACCUGGGGGGCACUGCAGUGCAACAUCGGGAGACCCAGGGCUAUGAGAGCCCCACUUUCCUAGGCUAUUUCAAACAAGGCAUCAUUUAUAAGAAGGGUGGAGUAGCUUCAGGGAUGAAGCAAGUGGAAACCAACACGUACAAUGUCCAAAGACUGCUGCAUGUGAAGGGUAAAAAGAAUGUGAUUGCAGGGGAGGUGGAUAUGAGCUGGAACAGCUUUAAUAAAGGCGACGUGUUCCUGUUGGACCUGGGAAACAUCAUAAUCCAGUGGAAUGGCCCGAAUAGCAAUCGGAUGGAGAGGCUAAGGGGAAUGAAUUUAGCAAAAGAUAUCCGUGACCGAGAGAGAGGAGGUCGAGCACAAGUAACAGUGGUGGAGGGAGAGAAUGAGGAUUCUUCUAAGGAUGCCAUGAAACUUAUGAAAAAGGUCUUGGGUGAACAAAGGACCAUUAAAGAAGCCAUUCCAGAUGAGGUGGUGGAUGAGAAAAUAAAGUCUAGCAUCAAACUCUUUCACAUUUCAGAUGCUGAUGGUAAUCUGUUAAUACAGGAAGUGGCCAUGAAGCCACUAACACAAGACCUUCUAAAUCCGGAGGACUGUUAUUUGCUGGAUCAGGGUGGACUGCGUAUCUUUAUCUGGAAAGGCCGUAAGUCAUCCAAAAGGGAGAGGUCAGAAGCACUAGAGAAAGCUGAGGGAUACAAAAAGGCCAAAAAUUAUCCUCCGUCUACGUAUGUGGAGACAGUAAAUGAUGGUUCGGAGUCUGCUGUGUUUAAGCAACUCUUCCAGAAAUGGACAGUGAAGGGUCAAACUACUGGAUUGGGCACAACACAUACUGUAGGGAAAAUAGCCAAAGUUGAACAGGUAAAGUUUGAUGCAACAUCAAUGCAUGCCAGGCCUGAUAUAGCAGCUCAGCAGAAAAUGGUGGAUGAUGGGUCCGGUGAGGCUGAGGUAUGGAGAAUACAGGACAAUGAACUAGUUUCUGUAGACAGAAAGUGGCUGGGGCACUUCUAUGGUGGUGACUGCUACCUCAUUCUCUACAAAUAUGAAGUCAACAACAAAAUAUACUACAUCCUGUACAUGUGGCAAGGUCGUCAUGCAAGCACAGCAGAACUGACAGCAUCUGCAUAUCAAGCAGUCAUUCUGGACCAGAAGUAUAAUGGAGAACCAGUGCAAGUUCGAGUGCCUAUGGGGAAGGAGCCCAUGCACCUUAUGGCCAUUUUCAAGGGCAAGAUGGUUAUUUAUGAGGAAGGUAGUGCUAAAGACGACUCCUCUUAUGGUCCAUCAGGACCAAGACUGUUCCACAUUCAUGGCUCAAAUGAGUUCAACACACGUGCAGUCGAGGUGGCCGCUCGCUCUUCCUCACUCAACUCCAAUGACGUGUUUGUGCUCAGCACCCCCAACUGUUGCUUCCUGUGGUAUGGAAAGGGCUGUAGUGGGGAUGAAAGAGAGAUGGCUAAAUCUCUGGCUGACAUCAUUUCCAAGAGAGAGAAGCAGGUCAUAGCAGAGGGUCAGGAACCUGCUGAAUUCUGGGUUAACCUUGGCGGAAAGUCUCAGUAUGCCAGUGGCAAAAGACUGCAGGAUGAAACCACUCAGAUCACUCCCCGCCUCUUUGAGUGCUCUAAUCAGACUGGCACAUUCAUUGCAACUGAAAUUACAAACUUUAACCAGGCUGACUUGGAUGAGGAUGACAUCAUGUUGCUAGAUACCUGGGAUGAGAUAUUCUUGUGGAUUGGUAAAGGAUCAAAUGACAAAGAGAAGACAGAUUCUGUUAUUACAGCACAAGAGUACCUGAAAAGCCAUCCUGCUGGACGUGACUCAGACACCCCAAUCAUAGUGGUCAAGCAGGGGUUCGAGCCACCGACCUUCACCGGCUGGUUUCUUGCCUGGGACCCUUACAUGUGGAGCGGUGGAAAGUCCUAUGAGGAACUGAAGUCUGAGCUUGGAGAUGCAACAGAGGUUAUUAAUAUUACAGUGGACCUGACAAACUCUCACACCAACUCACACCAAGUGAAUUCUGGAAAGGUAUCCAUGUCCCCCAGUACACUGCCACAAUAUCCAGCGGCAAACUUGGUGAACUGUUCAAUAGAGAGCCUGCCUGAAGGUGUCGACCCUGCCAGAAGAGAGGAAUAUCUCUCAGAAAACGACUUUGCUUUAGUCUUGGGUGUUGCACGAAUGGAUUUCUACUGCAUGCCCUUGUGGAAACAAAAGAACCUGAAGAAAGCGAAGGGCCUGUUUUAAGAGAUACAACAGGAAUCAUCAUGAAUGUGUAUUUUCCAGGCACUCACAUUACACAACAGUGUACAUGACUUGGCCAUAUUGUGAAAUUAGGAAUCUGUUUGUUUAUGUUCAUUUUAUUAUAGAAAAUGAAGUAACUUAAUGCAAUGACUUUUUUGGCAAAUUUGAAACUAAUAAAUCUUUUAGACUAGUUUGACUUUUAUAUAAAUUGUUUAAUUAGAUAUGUGAUAAAUGGAUAGAAAUUUAAUAGACUAUUUAAGAAAAACGAUUUGGUUGAUAGGCAGCUUUUUCACGGCAUUGUCUUUCUGACAUUCAUGAAUUUUUUCUGAGAUAUUUGAUGAAUCUGCAGUUUCACUCAAGUCCCUUAGCUAUUUUAAGGACCUAUAAAUAUCAUUGUAAUGAUUGUUAUGCAAAUAAAUAUUUAAUGUACAGUAAAAGAUAUAAAAUUAUACGAUACAACUGCCAGUAAAAUACCACUAUUAAUAUAGUAAUAAUACAAAAUGUUCUCAUGUAAAAAAAAUAUUCAUUACUUUUUUAACACAAGCACAGAUUCAAAGGUAGAACUUGAUGUCCCUCCUUUAGUGCCCUCUUUUCCUGGUUACACACCCUAUUAUUAUUUGAACAUGCAAAUGAAUGUGUGUGCAUGUGGUGUAUAAUCCUGACAGUCUGUAUUGUUCUUUUUUUUUUUUGUUACUAACAUAAAUCAGUCAUUAAAGGACCCCACACAGGCUCAUAA
This is a messenger RNA of Tachysurus fulvidraco (yellow catfish), 3481 nucleotides long. It is a transcript of the gene vil1, whose product is annotated as villin 1. Gene Ontology annotation, molecular function: phosphatidylinositol-4,5-bisphosphate binding; actin filament binding. The record is from RefSeq and is a predicted model, not a curated record. Gene Ontology annotation, cellular component: lamellipodium; actin cytoskeleton; cytoplasm. NCBI's taxonomy places the organism in Eukaryota, Metazoa, Chordata, Actinopteri, Siluriformes, Bagridae. The coding region runs from base 250 to 2748 and encodes 832 amino acids. The transcript is spliced from 20 exons. Gene Ontology annotation, biological process: regulation of lamellipodium morphogenesis; actin filament severing; actin polymerization or depolymerization.